Molecule: messenger RNA, 3427 nt
Organism: Myotis davidii
Lineage: Eukaryota; Metazoa; Chordata; Mammalia; Chiroptera; Vespertilionidae
Gene: RUFY4
Product: RUN and FYVE domain containing 4
Exons: 13
Coding region: 1015-2706 (563 amino acids)
Biological process (GO): positive regulation of macroautophagy
Source: RefSeq, a predicted model, not a curated record
GGGAGACAGGGACGCGGGGGACAGGAAGAGGGGGACAGAGCCUCUACACCGGGCGACCAGGUCCAGGAGGGGAGGCAGGCGGGGGUGGCGCACGAGAGCAGGCCAGGCGCGCGCCAGGGCUCACGAGAGCUUCCUGGGGUUUGUGAACAAUAUCCUCCCGGGUGCCUGCUCCCCUGUUCUCUGCCCCCAGCACUAGCCCUUGUGUCACCCCAGCCUAGAAAAGCGAGGACCAGGCGGUGGGAAGACCUGAGCUCAAGGAGGCAGAGCACAUCCAGGGUGGAAGGGCCACAGCCCACCUGGGCAGCGCACCUGGCCCAUUCCUGGAGACAGCACCUCCCCAGGGGUCACUUCCCUCCUUUUAGGACUGAGUACCAGGACUGGAAGGAUGACGACCCCGUCGGGAGACUGAGGUAGGGAGGAGGAGAGAGACAGGUGAUGGGGCUCUUGCCUUCCCCUCCCCACCUGCAUCACACUCCAACCAAGUGGCGGUAAAAAACUGGCAGAGGAUCAGCGGGGUCGGCAUCCCAGCCUCUUUGCGCCACCUGGUGGUGAUGAGGAAGAAAGACAAAGCAAGUGGCCGUGAUAAGAAGGGAAGGCAGUUGCCGCUCCCCACCCCUGGAUGAGUCCGUGUUUGGCCAGCUAAUCAUCCCCAUUUCCACUUCUCCCCAUAGUCUUCUGCUCCUCCCCCUCGGAGCAGGGUUUCCCCUCGAGUGCUGGCGUGGGCCUGAGUCACCCUCCCAAGCAGCAAACUCUGAGAGCUGUAGAGGAACUAGAGUCACAAGUGGCAGGCUCAGGCUGCAGCGCCCGCUCUCCGUGCCUCCACCAGCCAGGCCUUCCCAGAACGCAUAUUUUCCGCUCAGCUGGGGCUCAGGAAAGAUGAGAAUGUGUCUCAAGGAUGAUGACUCUCUGGCUGAUUCUUCCUUCGUGUAAGGAGAGGACCAAAGAGCCGAACCCAGAGGCUCCUUCCGGGGUGAACUUCCAGAGCCACAGGAAUCAUAUCAUUUUCAAAUAUUCAUGGCAGAAGAGGGGGCUGCCCUUAAGGUCACCAGGGACCUGAAAGCUGCUGUCUCUGCCAUCCUCCAGGGCUACGGGGGUGGGCAUCGGGUGACAGACGCCAGCGCUGAGCUGCACGGACUCUGUGGCUGCCUGGAGCGGCUGCUGCAGUUUGACCAGAAACAGCAGAAGAGCUUCCUGAGACCUCAGAAGGAUUACUGGGAUUUUCUUUGCACUGCCCUAAGGCAGCAGCGGGGGAACACAGAGCCGGCCCUCUUUGUUCACUCACAGGACAAGUUGAAGACCCCUCUGGGAAAAGGCCGUGCCUUCAUCCGCUUCUGCCUUGCCCAUGGACAGCUGGCCGAGUGCCUGCAGCUCUGCCUCCUGAAUCCAGAGCUCACCAGGGAAUGGUAUGGCCCCCGGAGCCCUCUGGUGUGCCCUGAACUCCAGGAGGACAUCCUGGACUCCCUCUAUGCUCUCAACGGGGUGGCCUUCGACUUGGAUCUGCAGCGGUCGGACCUGGAUGGGGCCUGGCCCAUGUUCUCAGAGUCCCGCUGCUCUAAUUCCAGCCAGACCCAGGGAAGACCCAGAAAAACCAAAGACUCCCCAAAGGAGAUCUCAGCUGUAAAUGGAGGCCCCAAAGGAGUCCAGCCAGAGGAGGCACACACCAGCCAAGCCAGCUGUCUGCGAGAUGCACCAGGGGAAGACCGGUUGGCUGGACUCCCUAUGUCCCAGCAACAUAGGCAUCUCUCUCCCUUUUUGGAAAAGAAGAAAGAAGAUCCCAGGAGCCUCAGGGCCCUCCACAGCAUGUGGGAACCAGAGGGGGAGGGGCUACAGCAAGACCAGGAGAUGGGAGCCCCACGGACAGAGAUCUGCCUGGAACUCUCAACACCCAGCAUCCAGGGGCCGAGGGAGAGGGCCAAUCAGGCUCUGAAGGAGGUGGUAGAGACAGAGGGUGAGGGCCGAGGGGUCCUGCUGAGUACAGAGGGUCAAAGAACAGAGGGGACUCAUGAAAGGGAAGCAGAGUGGGGUCACAACCAGGGGCUGUUGGUCUCCAGCCCCAGAGGGAUGAAUGAGGGCUCCAUGUCACCAAACAGGCAGGAGAACAAGGAGCCUAGCAUUCUGGGGGAGCCCAGCGUCCUUCAGGGCCUGGGAACAAAGGAAGGCUCUACCACGGAGAAGCCACAAGAGCAAACAGGAGUGACCAGUGUGACCAGGAAGGAGGAGCAAGCAGAGAUGGCCUUGCAGGAUGCGGUCAAGACCCUCAGACAUAGGCUGCAGAAGACCAAGGAGCAAGCCUGGCACCAGGAGCAGCUGCUGAAGGAGCAAGAGAGGGAGCUGAAGGCACUGCAGGAGCAGCUCAGCAGCGGGCCGCUGCAGGCAGCGCUGGAGCAGAGGCAGCAGGAGGCUGAAAGGAGGGACGCCAUGUAUGAGGAGGAGCUUGCAGGGCAGCGGGACCUGAUCCAUGCCAUGAAGAGGCGGGUGCUGGAACUGAUUCAAGAGAAGGACAACCUGUGGCAGAAGGUGCAGCAACUCUCUUCCGUGGCCCCUGGAUGCUGUGUCAGCUGUAGCAAGCUCUUUGGCCGGCUGUCUCGGCGGUAUCCAUGCAGGCUGUGUGGAGGCCUGGUUUGCCAUGCCUGCUCUCUGGAUUAUAAGAAGCAAGAGCGCCGCUGCCCACCCUGCGCCAAGAAAGGAGAAGCCGAGGUUGUCUAACCAAGACCCACCCAGGACUGGCCAUCCAUUCCACCUGCCCCUCAGCACUUUCAGGACUUAUGAUCUGACCAAUACUACCUUCCAGAACUUGGUGUUUUAGGCAGACGGCACUUGAGGAGCCAGACGGCACUUGAGGAGCCAGACUGUGGUGUGGAGAGUGGAAAGGGCCAGGCUGGCAGUCAGGAGAUGGCUCAAGCCCUGCAUCUCCCACUGAUUAGCAGGGCGACUCAGCUCUGCAAGCUCUUCUGUAACGUGAGGAAGUCGGGUGUCAUCCACUCUAAAGUCCCUUUGGCUUCAGAUAAUCCUUGACUAAGAAUAAAACCCAAUGGCCUUGACUUUCUCCUCCACACUCCCUGCUCACCCAGACUGCCCUUCACCACAUUGCACUGUCUCCGGUCCUUAGGAGCUUCCUGUCUGGAGUCUGCUUCGGGCUCUGUUUUUGUCCCACUUUGUUUUUAACAUCUUUCCUGAGGCACUACUAACAUACAACACAAUUCACAUAAAUUGUACAAUUUGAUGAGUUUUUACUUUAAUUUAUACCCAUGAAGUCACCACCAUAUUCAAAAUAAUGAAUACAUCCAUUAGUGCCAAAGUUUUCUCCUGCCCUUUGGAAUCUCUCCAUCCCCCUCCCUUUGCCCCACCCCUAGAUAACCACUUACCUGCCUUCACUAAAGACAAGUUUGCAUUUCCUAGAAUUUUAUAUAAAUGGAAUCAUAUGGUC